GGAAGUUGAACAGAAAGUUAUCUGGUUUGACUCUUAAUAAGCAUUACAACAUGUUUUUCGAUAGAUAUGGCUUCCAUGGGACAUCAUUUGAGCAGAGUUAUCGAUGUUACCCUGCAUCUUUCAUUGAGAAGCCACAAAUUGAAAGUGGUGAUAAGAUCAUAAUGCCUCCUUCAGCACUUGAUUGCUUAGCAUCCCUGCAUAUUGAUUAUCCAAUGUUAUUUGAGCUUCGUAAUGCUGCUGCUGAGCGUGCCUCUCAUUGUGGAGUACUGGAGUUCAUUGCUGAAGAAGGCAUGAUCUAUAUGCCAUAUUGGAUGAUGGAGAAUUUGCUCCUACAGGAGGGAGAUAUUGUGAGGGUAAAAACUGUAACUCUUCCAAAGGGUACCUAUGUUAAAUUGCAACCCCACACGAAGGACUUUUUGGAUAUUUCAAACCCAAAAGCUAUCUUAGAGACAACAUUGAGGAAUUAUUCCUGUUUAACCACUGGGGACAGUAUUAUGGUUGCAUAUAACAAUAAAAAGUACUACAUAGAUAUCAUAGAGACAAAACCUUCCAAUGCAAUAAGUAUCAUUGAGACCGACUGUGAGGUGGAUUUUGCUCCUCCUCUGGAUUACAAGGAGCCGGAAAGGCCUGCUGUUCCAACUUCAAGCAAGGCAAAGUCUCAAGUGGAAGAAGCUCCUGCAGAGGCUGAACCAAAGUUCAGUGCCUUUACCGGUACUGGAAGACGCUUGGAUGGGAAGCCUCUGAAGCAGCAGCCUUCACCAGUUUUUUCAACUGGUAUGAAAGACAAGGGACCUGCUGUUUCCAAUGGGAAUAAUAGGCAACCUUCAUCAGGGGCUAGUUCACAAAGUAGUGCACGCCAGGCUCAGGGAAAGCUCGUUUUUGGAUCAAAUGUCAACCGUCCCAAGGAAACAAAACAGGAACCUGGAAAACAGACUAAACAGGAGCAGCCUGAAAAGAAAGAAGAUCCCAAGUUCCAGGCAUUCACAGGGAGAAAGUACUCAUUAAAGGGUUGAUUAAAUCAAUCCAUAAUUCCUUAAUGUUUUUCAUACGGCAUUCGAUAUAGGAAAGUAAUAGAACUAUAUAUUCAUCUCGAAUGUUUUCUUAUCAAAAUACCGAUGUGUAGGUUCUCCAUGUCGAAGCAAAAAUGAU
Molecule: messenger RNA, 1149 nt
Organism: Hibiscus syriacus
Lineage: Eukaryota; Viridiplantae; Streptophyta; Magnoliopsida; Malvales; Malvaceae
Product: ubiquitin fusion degradation protein 1 homolog
Exons: 9
Coding region: 51-1013 (320 amino acids)
Cellular component (GO): VCP-NPL4-UFD1 AAA ATPase complex
Molecular function (GO): polyubiquitin modification-dependent protein binding
Source: RefSeq, a predicted model, not a curated record